Molecule: messenger RNA, 1986 nt
Organism: Astyanax mexicanus (Mexican tetra)
Lineage: Eukaryota; Metazoa; Chordata; Actinopteri; Characiformes; Acestrorhamphidae
Gene: slc46a3
Product: solute carrier family 46 member 3
Exons: 7
Coding region: 242-1672 (476 amino acids)
Biological process (GO): vacuolar transmembrane transport
Cellular component (GO): lysosomal membrane
Molecular function (GO): transmembrane transporter activity
Source: RefSeq, a predicted model, not a curated record
AGUAUCUUGGAGACUUGGAGUGGGAAUGUUUACUUUACCUGCUUUAACUCACCAUCAUUCACCAUCAUUUCUUUCACUGACAAAAUGAGGAAUAGGAGGCAUUUCCUGAAGUCAUCUUUUUUAUAUAUAUUUAUUCAAACAAUGUGGAGAAAAAGGUAAGUUUAUACAAAUGAAAGGAAGAAACUGUGGAAACAAGUGGACUGUCCAAUCUUAGCAACUCCAGAGCAGAUCAGGAGUUAAUAUGGGGUAUGUGAGUUUGAUCGAACCUGUGGUGGGCCUGCAUGCCUUCUCCAUGUUUAUGACCUACCCACUGCUACAGCAGUAUAUCUACAGGAGACUGUGGCAGCAGCUGAGUGGACACCCGUACCCAUCCAACCAAAACCAGUCCCACUGCUCCAGCAACUACACCAACCUCAGCCUACAGCAGGCUGUACAGACAGAGACAUCACACUUUCUCCUCCAGAGCGAGCUGUGCUUCAUCUUACCCAGCCUGUUCACUUCACCACUGCUGGUGUCCUACAGCGACUACGGUGGCCGGAAGUCGGCCAUGGUACCCCCCUUGUUGGGCGAUCUUUUCUUCACCUUCCACUACUUUAUAGUUAGCAGAUUCUCACUGAACCUCAGCUAUGUUCUGGCUGCCGCUUUCCUUACUGGGCUGUUGGGAGGUCCUACCACGCUCAUAGGAGGCUGCUUCUCCUACGUGGCUGACUACUGCCGAGAAGAGCUGGCUGGACAGAAGACUGUUAGAAUGGCCCGUCUGGACAUGGUCCUAGGUGUCCUCUCUGGCUUGGGUUCUCUGUGUACUGGUUUCUUCAUCAGAGCAGCUGGAUUCAGCUGGCCUUUCCUCUGUGCAUCUAUACUUCAUCUGCUUAACCUAAUGUAUGUGCUCAUAAUUCUCAAGGAACCUCCUGGGCAAAACCUGCCUCCCAGCCCUUCCAGCCCUGGUUACGUCAUUGAGCCACCUCGUCUUUCCCAGGCUCAGGCCAUGACUGGGCGACUGCAAGGCGUCUAUCUGCUGUUUGCUGCUUCCACACGGAGAAGACGCACAGUGCUGCUGCUCCUUCUGACAGCAUACAUCUUUUACAAGGUGUCGAAUAUGGGUGGCAUGUCCAUCUUUAUCCUGUACGAGCUGAAUGCUCCGCUGUGUUGGAACGAGGUGCUCGUUAGCUAUGGAUCUGCUUUGUCCACGCUGAUCUAUCUGAGCAGUUUCACUGGUGUGGCGCUGCUCUCUCGAUGGCUGCCUGAUGCUCCUAUCGCACUGCUGGGGCUGCUGUCUAUCGCUGUCGGUCUCAGUAUGGCUGCCUUCGCUAAGACUACGCUGCUCAUGUUCCUCGUGCGUCUGCCUCUGCUCCUGUCCAUGAUGCCUGCUCCUGUGAUGCGCGCCAUGAUGUCCAAACUGGCACUGAGCUCUGAGCAAGGUGCUCUAUUUGCAUGUGUGGCCUUUGUGGAAAUGCUGAGUAUGGGCCUGGCGUUCCCAGUGUUCAGCAGCGUUUAUGCUGCUACUAUCUCCUGGUUCUCAGGGUUCAGUUUCCUCCUUGCAGCUGGUGUUACCCUAAUACCAAUCACUCUAAUCGGCUGCGUUCUAUGGCUGCGACUGGAUGUGGAGGAGUCCAGCAUAUUGGCUUCUGAAGACAACAGCGAGGAGGACAACACAAACUCUGAGAUUUUUUAGCUCCCGCUAAGGACAUGACUUAAGGACAUGACUUUUUUAAUGAAUUCUUUGAUUCUGUAACCAAAAAAGCACUAGGUGGUUUUAGAGAUCUUUUACUUGACCUAUAUCCCUCAUGUUGCUUAUUUAUGCCACUUUUUAUCUUCUUUGAUGCAUUUUGUACCAAAGGUUCUGAAUUAUCUUUUUUUCCCUCCAAAAAUGUUUGAAUCACCAUUUUCUUUCCGGAAGAAGGGCCUAUAUUUUAGUUAUAGUUCAAAUAUGACGUAUUUUGAAGAAACUGUAUUCUUGGAUUCAUUAAAUGCAUUUUAUUUGUAUAA